Molecule: messenger RNA, 3888 nt
Organism: Hydractinia symbiolongicarpus
Lineage: Eukaryota; Metazoa; Cnidaria; Hydrozoa; Anthoathecata; Hydractiniidae
Exons: 4
Coding region: 971-2689 (572 amino acids)
Biological process (GO): cellular detoxification of cadmium ion; phytochelatin biosynthetic process; detoxification of copper ion
Molecular function (GO): glutathione gamma-glutamylcysteinyltransferase activity; metal ion binding
Source: RefSeq, a predicted model, not a curated record
AAUCGAGUAUUUUUCCUUCUUUUCUCUUAAAUUUAGCUGAAAAAUGUUCCUUUUUUGGCGGAAAAAUAACAGGCAUGGUGCAACGCAGCUGGAUAGUUCAGAUUUCGACAGAAAUUAAAAUGUUGAUUUUGAUUUCAUAGGCAUUUAAGCCCCUAAUGAGACUUUUAGCAAUUGCUUGAAACCUGCUCUAGCUUUAUAUUUAAAAACAUUAUCAUUUAAAUUGGGAUGAUAAAAACGCUUGGUUUCAAAAUUUAUUUAUUUAUUUAUCCAGGAAGUCUUAAGAUCUCCGCUAAAUGAUGCUUGAUGUGAGAUUGUCAAAAUUAAAUCCCCCAAAUAAAUUGCUGGUCAUCCAAUUCGCAAUAACAAAUCCCGAAUUUUUUUCCAUUGAUUUCCACAACUCCAAUAUACUCGACGCACUUUCUAUAAAAAUCCUACAACUUUUAAUCUAUCAAAAGGUGCGAAAAAUUAUAGUCAUAUUUCAUUAUUCUAGUGCACGUGAACGUGCACUAGAAUAAUGAAAUACCGUUACCUAUAAAUAAAAAUUAAUCAUUAAUACUCUUGUAUUAUGUUUUUUUAAAUUAAUAUUAAACAGAACGGCACAAUAAUAAAUUAAUAAAGGCUUUCAUUCAUGCCUGUUAUAUGUUUUAAUUAAUCAAACUUUGACCCAGCCUCUUUUCCUUUUCCAUUCGAUAUCUUACAAAACAAGCAUUGAGAAGGCUUGGGAAGGAGUUAGCAUUUGUAGCUAGCAGUGAAAUAUGCAAUGCUCAUUUAGUUUUAGAAAAAGCAUCUUUAGGAAAUGGCGCAGCCUGAAAUCGAUAGCGAUAUUCUUUGAAUGAUUUUUUUGGUAAAUAAAGCAGAACAGCUGAGAAGAAGAUUUUAUUAUACCUUAUAUUACCGAGGUCUGAAUAUGUAUUAACCGAAUUUUGUCGGGAAAGAAGCGAGAAACGUAAAGGUGUUUGGAUAUAUCAAUAUGGCAGCUUAUUUAGUCCAGUCGUACAUUCUGGAUCUUUCUGAUGAGCCCACUAAACUUCUGGGUGAGAUUGACUUCGGCUCAUUUUCGUGCCAUUUGGGAUUAAAAUCUAUAUUUGAAAGCGCCGAUUCCUUGUUCGAGGAAGCCUUUUUACAUCGGAUCACCGAAGUAAAUUAUAAAGAAAUAACACACGACACAAAGAACAAAGAAUCGUUCCAUAAGAGGGUUGCAAAAGAAGAGGGGUCCAAAAAAGGUCUCGUACAAGUGGAAAAAGAAACGAUUCAAGAGAGUUAUACAAACGUCAAGGAAAAUAAAACAAUAGAAAAACAACAAAGAGAAAGUGAAGAAGGAGAUUGGACAAACAUUCCAGAAAACCACCCAAUCAUCUACAAAAGAGAACUCGACCCAGACCUUUGCACAGGUUUUGAUACAAAAGCGGGAAAGGAAAUUUUUAAACGCGCAAUGUUGGGCAACUUUAUGAACAUUUACUUUGUUUUAUCACAACAUUUUCAUACACAAUGCGAACCGAAUUACUGUGCUGCUGGAACGCUUGCUAUGGUCUUAAACUCUUUAAAAGUUGAUCCUAGACGCAUGUGGAAGUAUCCAUGGAGAUGGUACGAUGAAUACAUGCUAAAUAGUUGUGUUAGUUUGGAGACAAUGAAAAGUUCAGGAUGUAGUUUUGAUGAUUUGGCUUGCAUUGCAAGAUGUAACAAGUUAUCUGUCGAAGCAGUUCGUGUUUCACCGAAGACUUCUAUCAUCGACUUCAGAAAUGAUGUUAAACGGUCAUGCACUUCAGACGACACUGUUUUAAUUGUAAAUUACGCAAGAGGAGUCUUGAAUCAAACUGGUACUGGACACUUCACUCCUAUUGGUGGAUACGACGAAAAAGAAGACAUGGUAUUGAUUCUUGACACAGCUCGAUUCAAACACCCUCCUCAUUGGGUGUCACUGGAAGUAUGUUACAGAUCAAUAGCUGAGAUUGAAACAUCAUUAAGUGGAUACACAGAAGACAUGUCGCGAGGUUACUACCUGAUGAAAAAAAACGAACUAAAUCCAUCCGUCAUACUAAAAUUUUCAAAUAACUAUACUCUAACGGUUUGUACGACGAAUCAAUCGAAACAUGAAGAAAUUGAAAUAUUUCGGAAAAUAUACAAAAGCUGGGAUGUUUGGUUAGACACGGUUGCUUAUGAAAUCAAAAACAUCGACCUUAUCUCUCAUGCAAUUCAACAAAUCUUACAAAUAUCACGCAUAGUUAGCAACCAAACUAAAAUACAUGGGAAAAAUAGGAAACGUGAAAACACUCCUUUUAAUGCUAGCAUUACGGAAGAGAAGCUUGCUUCAACGAAUGUUCACAAUCUAGUGCGAGCUGCCAUGGGCACACUCUCUAAAACUGAUAUAGAUAACAUACGCUCGACAACAACUUGGAUUGUGAAUGUUUUCAAACCACCGUCUGGUAUUCUUCAAACAGAAGAAAAAAAUAACUGGAAUAUUGAAUCUUUUAUAUCGUCACUUAUACUACUCUGGCCGUACAGGACAGAGAGUGACAAAUCAAAGCAAACUUUCCGAAGUUUAUUACAAUCGCUUAUAUCAGAAGACAUAGGAAAAUUUCCAAGUAGUUUAGUUUUGUCGAUAGACCAACAAAUCCGUUGGAUCUGGAAAGCGCUGGAACAUGUAGGCCACGAACAGCAAUAUUGCCAACAGGAGUACUAUUUUGAUUAAAGAGAUUACGACUUUAUCUUGAUUUUAUUUAUUUAUUUUUUUUGCUUAAUAUUUGACCUAAAGCCAAAUUUACACUUAAAAUGUAGUUCCUUGCGGUCUUUCUUUUUGUUUACAUCGAACUUCAAUUUAUCAGUGUAAUUGUAGCUGAAAGGAACCAUCCAAAAAAUAACACUUGAAUGCGUUAUUUUUUCCUAAUUAACUUGCAACAAAUCCAGGACCAUCCACCCUCCUCAUCCUGUUACAAAAUUUUUGUUACUUACCGUAAUGCUUCGAAUAAACGCCCAGGGCGUUUAUUAAAUUUUUUGACAUUUUAGGGGGCGUCUAUUCGAGGGGGCGUUUCAAAGAAGGGGGCGUUUAUUAAAUUUUUUACACUUCGUCUCUUUUGCAGUUUUUAUGGAUACCUAUAAUAUAAACUUUACAAUAUAUCUAAAUUUCCAACCUUAAACCUAAGAUUUAGGAAAAAGGUGUUUAUAGAAAAUUUCCUUAUUUUACCGAUGUAUCAAAUAUGAGGGAUUGUGUUUAGUCGUAUUUAUGAAAUUUCUAUGUUAUAUUAGCACCAUUAAAAUUGCCUUUUAAUUAAAAGAGCAAAACAAUAACAGUUAUUGAUUUUUUCAUAUACUUUUACUAUGGCCUCGAAUAAACGCCCCUCAUGAGGGAAGAGCGUCUAUUAGAGGGGGCAUUUAAUAGAAGGGGGCGUUUAUCCGAAGCAUUACGGUAUCCAAGAGAACAAGAAUUUUGAGAAAAGGAUAUCACAGAGCUGUUUUUCUCCUUACAAAAUCAUCUUAACUUUUAACGAAAGUUAGCACACAGUUUGGGUUCUAGACGGCAAAAUUGGAUGGAAUUCCUGGUGUUUAAGAAAGAACCAAAAUUAUAUCCUUUCCAAACAUUAAUAGAAUUUUUACCCUUAGUGAUAUAUAUAUUUUUAUGCACGGAUGAAUUAGGAUUUUUACUCAAGCACUUCAGCAAAUCACGGAGGACGCAUUCAGAGACAAAGUUCAUAAAGGAUUAUGAGACACAUCAUCAUUUAAAAAAAUCAUUACACCGGAUAACGUAUAAGAAAAGCAUGUACCUUCCUACCUCCAACGUUCAAUUUUUUUGUUUUGUUUUAAUCUUAAGAGCACCAGACAUAUUUUAUUUAAUAUAUUGUUUCUGUAUAUAUUCUUCUUAUAGGAUUUCUUUAUAGGUUUAAGAAUUAUUAU